AUGGGCACUUCCGAUAAAACAGAAAACGCUGAUUGCACCAGCGUUGCAGUCAUUGCUGCUUCAAAUGUUGAUGGAUAUUUAAGAAAUGCGUCAAAACGAUUACGAGUGCCUGACCAGAAAGGAGGAAGGGGAACUCGGCGCAAGUUGGCGAUGGUGACUUCAGUCGUCCAAGCUGAGCAGACUUGUGAACCUGAGAUUAUAGAUGAUGAUUGGGAUGAGGUUGUUCUUCCUGUUGCAUCUUUAGCGAAGAGGGAUCCUGUAAAAAAAGAUACUGACUUUCCGUCUACUGUGGCAAAACCCGAAGCAAAUCUUCCUGUUUUAAAGGAUGAAGCUACCAGUCCAUAUGGAGUGGGAAGUGAUUCAUUUAUAAAGAAGGAAGCAAUUCUGAUUGAUGAUGACUUUGCAUCGUCUAUCACCAAAGAGCAGAACUCUUUUGAAAUAAAAGGCUCUAAGCGUCCUCUCAUUGAAAAACUACAGCGACCAUGGCGGAGGAGCGACCCAGCCUACGAGGCAAUGAUCGAACAGCGCGAUUUACUUGCUGCACAAAGAAAGUCAGAACGUAUUCGUCGUACUUCAGAAUUCGUGUUGAGUUUACUAGCUGUCAUGAUUCGUGGGCGUUUGAUUUGGCGGGAGUGCCAUCAUGUUGGUCUUCUAAAAGCGUUACUUUCUUUAAAAUUUCGCAAAGCCAAGCAUGAUUUUGAUUUUCAAUGGAAAAGAGGGGUUAAUUCUUUGGAGAGGGAAGUUGAUUCAUCAUCCGAAUCAUUUGAAAUGCAUUUUCCCUUUAUUACCAUGACAAAAACUGCCCGAAAGAUUAUUUCCGAGUCAAAGGCCCCACAUCUGUGUAAGCCAUCCCUUGCACCGACCUGGGUGACACUGAAUAAAGAUGCCGUUAAUAAUAAAACUUCAGAAGCUGUUAGAGUUCUUUUGAAAGUUAUUCAUGACCAUUUUGUAUUGAAACCGGAAUCAAUUGGCCUUGACCAAACUGUUGAAAGCGAUUCAACAAACCCUAGCAACGACACUGUUAAAGAGUUACAAAAUCCUGAAGCCAUAUUUUCUUCUUGGAGCGCGCCUAUUAUACGCGGGUUUCUGUACAAAAAAAUCCGAUGCAUGCAUCAUGAUAUUGCUAAAGAUGGUUCAAAGCGGGAGCCCCUUCCACAUCCUUUGUACUUUUCUGUGUUAUUUAUAUUAUUGUCAGCUGCGGCAGGAUUGCAAUGCCGUCUGGUGAUAGCAAAGAAGUUUGAAAAAGUAGCGAAGCAACUAGAAGGGGAUAAGAUCCAGAACCAGCCGACGGAGUCUAAGUUAGAAAAACUGUCUAUUUUUCACAAAAAUCACCAAAAAGGGGCUCAGACAAGUAAAACAGAAAAUCAAGCUGGGAAAUUAUCGUCGAAAAAGUUACCAACUUCUUGCUUUUGGGUUGAAGUUUGGAGUGAAGAACGACAGUGCUUUUUGGCUGCUAAUCCUUGUGGGGAAUGCACGACUUUAUGGGGAGCACCGUAUACCUUUUCCGUCGGUGGCGAUGUCAUUGUUGAUGUCACACCGCGUUAUAUUUCCAAAUACAGCACUGCCUACGCUUUCAACCAACGCAUGAACAGAUCUAGGCAAUUAUCCUUUUUAUGGAAAAAUAAACUGAAAUGGGAUGAUAACCGAGAAAUAUCCGAAGUUCUGUUGACUUCUUUUUCUAAGGAUAUGACCACCAUAACUCGUAAACAAGUGGCUCGAGAGAACAAACAGCUAGAGUCGCUCAUGUAUUCGGAAUCAAUUCCGACAACUUUAAAUGCUUUGCAUCAUCAUCCUCUUUUUGUGAUUGAAUCGGAUCUAGCGCGACAUGAGGGCAUUUACCCAAAGGAUAAUACCACCAUCCUUGGCAGAAUAAAAGGGCACGUCGUAUAUAAACGUUCCGCCGUGGUAAGUCUACGUUCGCGUGAUGGAUGGCUUCGAGAAGGGCGUAGAUUGAUAUCCGAGGAUAUACAGGCAUACAAGGUAAUGCCUCCUCCAGCCUCUCGCCCGUUUGCGGCGAAAUCGAUGUUUUACGGCAUUUGGCAGACAAAACCAUUUGAGCCUCUUCCUUUAGGGAGUAAUGGGAGUAUUCCGCAUCACCAGCGGACCUCGUGGUAUAUUCUUUUAGAUCAUUCACCCCCAAAGGGGAUCGUCCACUUAAAAGAGCCACAGAUCGCGCGAGUUGCGCGUCGUAUGCAGCUGGAUUUUGGCAUGGCGGUGAAGGGUUUUAUUCGUAAACAGGUGGAUGAGCGACGGCGAGGAAGUUGGGAGACGAUUAUUGAAGGAAUCGUUGUGAAGGAAAUAGAUAAGACGAAGCUUCUGUGCGCGUACGAGGAGUGGGUGCAGCUUGUUCAAGAACAGGAGGCGGCAAAACGUCGAAAUCGGGCCUUCUCGUGGUGGUUGUCCUUUUCUCAGCGACUGCUUUCCAUGGAUCGUUUGCGAAAUCAAUAUCUUACCGGGCAUUCCUUUGGAAGCAUGUUCACUUGUUAA
This is a messenger RNA of Phytomonas sp. Hart1, 2487 nucleotides long. The record is from the annotation of a GenBank genome assembly. Lineage: Eukaryota; Euglenozoa; Kinetoplastea; Trypanosomatida; Trypanosomatidae.